Molecule: messenger RNA, 2472 nt
Organism: Hirsutella rhossiliensis
Lineage: Eukaryota; Fungi; Ascomycota; Sordariomycetes; Hypocreales; Ophiocordycipitaceae
Exons: 4
Coding region: 1-2472 (823 amino acids)
Biological process (GO): ERAD pathway
Cellular component (GO): endoplasmic reticulum membrane
Molecular function (GO): protein binding
Source: RefSeq, a predicted model, not a curated record
AUGAAGAGCGCGACCGUCUGCCUGCUCUUGCUCUGGCAGGCCGCUGCCGUAUUGUGUACGAACGCGCAGUACUAUCACGACACUCAGAGAGAAAAGGCUGCACGGCGUCCGCCCAAGAACCAUGGCCUUGGCCCGAAACCGGACCUGGUCGAGGACCAGAGCCAGCCCGCGGUCCGGCAACCAGGAGCCCAUCUUGUAGACGCCGCUCUCGCCGAGCUCCAAAAGGUUCCGCGAUCAUCACACGGCCGACGGCGACAAACUUCCAGCAUCGUCGUCUCUGCUUUCCGAUAUGUCCUCAAGACGAUCCCAACCGGUCCCGCCACUGCGCCAUCCCAGGAAAAGCCGCCAACGGCUACCGGCGGGCCCGUCUCGAGCGCCGUUGAGCUACUCCGGCAAGCCGCCCAUCAAAACAACUCGGACGCCCACUACAUCCUCGCCGAGCUCAACUUCUUCGGCAACUACAGCCACCCUCGAAACCUCCACGUGGCUUUUGACCACUACCGCCAACUUGCGUCGAGGCACGGAAACACCACGGCGCAGUAUAUGCUGGGUCUCUACUACUCGACCGGGGUAGGCGGUGUCGUCGCCCGGGACCAGGCAAGGGCCCUACUUUAUUACUCGUUUGCGGCCAUCAGGGGCGAUACCCGAGCCGAGAUGGCGACAGCGUUUCGACACCACGGGGGCAUCGGCGCCAGUAAAGACUGCGAGACGGCCGUCAAAUACUACAAGCGAGUCGCCGACAAGGCCAUCAACUGGCAUCGCUCUGGACCCCCAGGUGGAAUGUCGUGGGUGUACCAAGCGUGGCGCAUCGCCGACGACGAGGGCGGCGUCUAUGGAGAAGGCGCCAGUGUGUCCAGCUCUGGCAUCAACUCUCGAAAGUCGAGCCCGCAUUCGGAUGCGCAUGCCGCCAUCGGCGACGUCAUCGAAUACCUGGAUCUCGUGUCGCAGAAAGGCGACUCCAAGGCUUCGUACAACCUCGGAAGAAUAUACUACGAAGGACAGCGCGGCCUCGACAAAGACUUCGAUCUGGCCCGCAAGUACUUUUUUCUCGUCGCGUCGAGGUACUGGAAAAGGGACAACCGCGUGGUCGAGGGCUACACCAAGGAGAUUGAGAAGAUGGCUGGUAAGGCCGCCGGUUUCAUCGGGCGGAUGUAUCUCCGGGGCGACGGCGUGGUCCAGAACUUUGAACGAGCCAAGGUCUGGUUCGACCGCGGCGUCUCGCUCGGCGACGCGCAGUCGCAAUACGGCAAAGGCCUGAUGCUGUUGAACGGACAUGGCGGCAAGGAAAAUGUCAAGCUGGCCAUGGAGCUGUUUGCGGCAUCGGCGAACCAAGACUAUGCUCCGGCACAGGUCCAGAUGGGCCGGCUCUACCUCGACCAAGGCGAGCCCGACGACCUGAGAAUCGCCAACAACCACUUUGAGCUCGCGGCCAGGCAUGGGAACAUCGAGGCGCACUACUACCUGGCCGAGAUGGUCUACCACGGAGUUGGUAGGGAAAAACUCUGUGGGAUGGCCCUUAACUACUACAAAAACGUGGCCGAGAAGGCAGAACCGCUGGUGUCUUCAUGGGCCGACGCCAACGACGCAUACGAGACCGGAGACUACGAGCUCGCUCUGCUCCAAUACCUCAUGGCUGCCGAGCAGGGAUACGAAAAGGCGCAGACCAACAUGGCGUACAUGGUCGACAAGUUCCGGUCCCGGCUGCCCAUUUCGGAGUGGCUCCGCAAGCCCAAGGAGGAGGGCGGCCUGCUGGACAACCCGGGUCUGGCGCUCAUCUACUGGACCCGGUCCUCGAGACAAGCCAACAUUGACUCCCUGGUGAAGAUGGGAGACUAUUACUUUUACGGCAUCGGGACCGAGCAGGACGUGGGCAAGGCUGUGCUCUGCUACACGGGAGCAUCGGACUACUCGCAGAGCGCGCAGGCCCUCUUCAACCUGGGAUGGAUGCACGAGAACGGAGUCGGGCUGACGCAGGACUUCCAUCUCGCCAAACGAUACUACGACCACGCGCUCGAGGUGAACGAGGAGGCAUAUCUCCCCGUGACGUUGGGGCUGCUGAAGCUGCGCAUCCGUAGCGCGUGGAAUACGCUCACGCAUGGCCCCAUCCACUCGAUCCAGGACGAGCCCAAAAAGGGCAAGGAUUGGUCUCUUUCCGAGUGGAUUGCCAACUUCUUGCAGGACGACAAGCUCUACGACGACGAGCUGUACGGGGACGAGGGGCUGGAUGGGACGAUUGGCGCCGGGGAGGAAGGCCUCGAGGACGGCGGACUGCUGGAGAGUGUGGUGAUUAUUGGCGUCACCUCGGGGCUCGUGCUCCUCCUUUGGUGGCGACAGAGGGUGCAGCAGGCCAACGCGCAGGCGGACGAAGAGAGGAGACGGAACCGGGGGCAGCCGGCGCACCAGGCGCAGGGCGACCAUGGAGAGGGCAACGGCGUCUUCCGGGAGUGGGCAGCCGGCGGCAUAGGGCUGUGA